Stegastes partitus (bicolor damselfish) is the source of this 2224-nucleotide messenger RNA. Its product is annotated as polypeptide N-acetylgalactosaminyltransferase 10-like. The record is from RefSeq and is a predicted model, not a curated record. The coding region runs from base 382 to 2199 and encodes 605 amino acids. Gene Ontology annotation, cellular component: Golgi apparatus. Gene Ontology annotation, molecular function: polypeptide N-acetylgalactosaminyltransferase activity. Gene Ontology annotation, biological process: protein O-linked glycosylation. The transcript is spliced from 12 exons. NCBI's taxonomy places the organism in Eukaryota, Metazoa, Chordata, Actinopteri, Pomacentridae.
AUGUUUGGACCCUUUGGAAGUUCUGCUGAUGUUCUGUUCGGGUUCUGCUGGGAACCUUCCCGGAGCUCCGCCUCCUCCGGUCUCCAUGUGCGUCCCGGAGCUCCGGGGACUUCGAGGCGCCCCUGGUCCCGGUCCCGGUCCCGGUCCCGGUCCCAGUGGGUUCGGUCUCCGGACCUCCGGCUCCUUUAAGACCGGGCUCCCGCGGGCCGAGCCUCCGCCUCCCCGGCGCCCUCCAGCGGCAGCAGUAGCCGCCGCGGAGCGUCACAGCUCCGGCGUCCGUCCCCUCCGCCGCACAGAAGUUGCCUCCUCCCGGUGAACGCGGUGAGUCAGUCGGACUCUGAGCUCCUCUCCGCCGCCGCCGCCGCCUGGUCCUCCGGAGCCAUGAGGCGGAAGGAGAAGCGGCUGCUGCAGCUGGCCGGGCUGCUGCUCGCGGCUCUGCUCUUCCUGCCCAACGUCGGUCUGUGGUCUCUGUACCGGGACCGAGUGUUCGACAACUCGCCCGACGCCGCGGACGCUCCGGGCGGCAUCCCCCCGCUGCAGGUGUUGAACCGGAUCGGAAAAGACGCCCAGGUGGGACGCGACGGCGUUCGGAGGAAAGACUGGCAUGAUUACGAGGCGAUCAAAAGAGAUGCUUCUCGAGCUGGAAACGGCGAACAGGGGAAGCCGUUCCCGCUGACGGACGCCGACCGGGUCGACCAGGCCUACAGAGAAAAUGGAUUCAACAUCUACGUCAGCGACCGGAUCUCCCUGAACCGCUCCGUCCCGGACAUCCGCCACCCCAACUGUAAGCAGAAGCUGUACUCGGAGAAGCUCCCCAACACCAGCAUCAUCAUCCCGUUCCACAACGAAGGCUGGUCGUCGCUGCUCCGGACGGUCCACAGCAUCCUGAACCGCUCGCCGCCGCAGCUCAUAGCCGAGGUCAUCCUGGUCGACGACUUCAGCGACAAAGAACACCUGAAGGUGGCGCUGGAGGAGUACAUGGUCCGGCUGCCGAAGGUUCGCAUCCUGAGGACCAAGAAGAGGGAAGGUCUGAUCAGGACUCGUCUGCUGGGAGCUGCUGCCGCUAAAGGAGAAGUUAUCACCUUCCUGGACUCGCACUGCGAAGCCAACGUCAACUGGCUGCCGCCUCUGAUGGACCGGAUCGCCCAGAACAGGAAGACCAUCGUGUGUCCGAUGAUCGACGUCAUCGACCACGACAACUUCGGCUACGAGACGCAGGCGGGCGACGCCAUGCGAGGGGCGUUCGACUGGGAGAUGUACUACAAACGGAUCCCCAUCCCCACCGAGCUGCAGAAGGGCGACCCCAGCGAACCCUUCGAGUCACCGGUGAUGGCUGGCGGGCUCUUCGCCGUGGACAGGAAGUGGUUCUGGGAGCUGGGAGGAUACGACACGGGUCUGGAGAUCUGGGGAGGAGAACAGUAUGAGAUCUCCUUCAAGGUGUGGAUGUGCGGCGGUCGGAUGGAGGACAUCCCCUGCUCCCGAGUCGGACACAUCUACAGGAAGUACGUCCCCUACAAGGUCCCUGGUGGAGUCAGCCUGGCCAGGAACCUGAAGCGCGUGGCGGAGGUUUGGAUGGACGAGUACGCCGAGUACAUCUACCAGCGCCGACCCGAGUACCGCCACCUGUCGGCCGGAGACAUGACGGUGCAGAAGGAGCUGAGGAACCAGCUCAACUGCAAGAGCUUCAAGUGGUUCAUGAGCGAGGUGGCCUGGGAUCUGCCCAAACACUACCCGCCGGUGGAGCCUCCGGCCGCCGCCUGGGGAGAGAUCCGUAACGCAGGCAGCGGCAUGUGCAUGGAGAGCAAACACUUUUUAUCCGGGAGCCCGAUCCGCCUGGAGAGCUGCGUGAAGGGACGAGGAGACGUGAGCUGGAGCCACGGACAGGUGUUCACGUUCGGCUGGAGGGAGGACAUCCGGGUGGGCGACCCCAUGCACACCAAGAAGGUCUGCUUCGACGCCGUCUCCCACAGCAGCCCGGUGACGCUGUACGACUGCCACGGCAUGAGAGGAAACCAGCUGUGGCGCUACAGGAAGGACAAGAGUCUGUACCACCCGGUCAGCAACAGCUGCAUCGACAGCAACGCCAGUGAGCGGCGGAUCUUCAUGAACACGUGCGACCCUUCGUCUCUGAGCCAGCAGUGGCUGUUCGAGCGAACCAACGCCACCGUGCUAGAGCGCUUCAACCGGAGAACCAACUGAGGGAGCAGCUGAGGCCUCUGCAGCA